Molecule: messenger RNA, 1890 nt
Organism: Macrosiphum euphorbiae (potato aphid)
Lineage: Eukaryota; Metazoa; Arthropoda; Insecta; Hemiptera; Aphididae
Source: the annotation of a GenBank genome assembly
AUGUUCAACCCGAAGGCAGCGGUGACACAGGUACAUACUGACGCUAGUGCCGUGGCACUAUCGGGAAUAUUGCUGCAAGGACCGACCACCACCGAUUUGCAUAUGGUCUACGCGGUCAGCAAAAAGACGACCGACGCCGAAGCGAAGUACCACAGCAGCCGGCUGGAGUUAUUCGCCGUCAUAUGGUCGCUUAGUCGUCUGCGCCCGUACUUGUUGGGAAUACAUUUUACUGUGGUGACAGAUUGUCAAUCGUUAAUAUAUUUAAAUAUCCAUAAGACUGUUAAGCCACAAAUAGCACGAUGGUUUGAAAUCUUACAGGAAUUCGAUUUCGAAGUUAAGUUCAGACCUGGCAGCCGUAUGGCACACGUAGAUGCCCUGAGCCGCGCCGCCCCGCCGACUUUCGACGCGGAAGAAAUAUCGGUCGAACACGAGCUUACCAAACGGCUCGACGUCUUUGUUGCUAUGACUGUUGUGGACAAAGUGCGGUUUAUGCAACAAGGUGACGCCGCGAGCGCAAAUCUGAUCAAUUUGAUGAAAACAACAAGAAAACUCACCAAGCACGAGAAGUCCCUGACUGAGCCGUACGAACUACACGAUGGUGUCCUGUACCGAAGACAUGCCGGAAAAUCGUUAUUAGUCGUGCCUCGGUCGAUGAGGAAAGGGAUCGUUGUUGGUGCACACGAUUACGGGGGUCAUUUUUCGUUGGACCGAACUGUCGCAAAGAUCACAGAGGACUAUUGGUUUACUGGACUACGCCGAUAUGUCAAACAGCACAUCCAAAUGUGCCUGGAUUGCCUAAUACACAAGGUACCCGCCGGCAAGAAUCCGGGCUACCUACAUCCAAUACCGACUGGUAGGCGACCGUUCGAAGUAGUACACAUCGACCAUCUGGGUCCUUUUGAAACCAGCGCCACAGGUAACAAGUACCUAUUGGUACUGGUGGAUAACCUAACAAAAUACACUCAUUUGUAUCCGUGCCGUACCACGGACACCGCCGGUGUACUGAACAGAUUGUCGAAAUUCUGUGACACUCGCGGAAUUCCCGGACGUAUCAUAAGCGAUCGUGGUACCUGCUUCACCGGGAAGGCGUUUGGUAAAUUCUGCCAAAGUCGAGGUAUUCGCCACACGUUAAACUCCACACGUCACCCGCAGGCCAAUGGGCAGGUCGAGCGCGCGAAUCGGACCAUUGUGCCAUUGUUAGCCAUAAUGACAACCGAUCAAGAUCGAUGGGACGAACGGAUACCGGAACUGGAGAGGCACCUCAACUCCGCCGUAAACAAAACAAGUACUCGUACACCCUUUGAGGCACUCCAUGGAUACCGACCAAGGUAUGUGGGAGGCGUGGUCAAUACACUGAGCCGUUCUAGUGGUGAAUGGACCAACCCAAAUGACGUGCAAGACUCUGUACGAAAUGCUAUUGCCACGGGCCAGGCAAACAUGAAGGCCCAUUACGACCGGAACCGUUAUCCGGGAACAAGGUACGAAGUGGGGGAGGUCGUUGUUAUGUUACGGCAACCACGUCCAGAUCAACCCACUAAACUACAGGCAAAAUAUCGAGAGAAGCCCCUACACGUGAUGGAAGUGUUGCCAGGAGACACCUAUAGGGUGGCUGAGGUGGCCUCCGACGGUCGAGAGGUGUACGCCACCACCGCCCACACCACUCAGCUAAAAUCAUGGAAGAUUCUGCAACAUGCUGAUAGUGAAGACGAGGUCGAAGGAGACGACCAAGACGGCGUUGUCCGACGUGAGGUCGAUGAUGAAGACGAGGAGGGCGAUGUCCGACAUGAGGUCGAUGAUGAAGAUCGUGGUGCGGAGGGCAAUCCGACCGUCAUCGAGCCCAGCCGGAUCAGACGUCCACCUGCGUACUUGUCCGACUACAAGCUGGACUAA